Molecule: messenger RNA, 572 nt
Organism: Erinaceus europaeus (western European hedgehog)
Lineage: Eukaryota; Metazoa; Chordata; Mammalia; Eulipotyphla; Erinaceidae
Gene: NPS
Product: neuropeptide S
Exons: 3
Coding region: 113-517 (134 amino acids)
Biological process (GO): positive regulation of action potential; positive regulation of synaptic transmission, GABAergic; neuropeptide signaling pathway
Cellular component (GO): extracellular region
Source: RefSeq, a predicted model, not a curated record
AACUUUAAAUGAAGUCACCCACUGGUAGUUCAAAGACAACGUCUACAUCUUAUCGCCCCUUUUCAGCUUAGCAAGAACAAAAGGCCACAACCAGUCCAAUUAGUCACAUAGGAUGGGACAGGAUGACAUUUUUACUCCUCAGCUUCUCUGGUAUAAAAGGACCACUCAAGGAGGAUCUGACCAUCAGUGUGAGGAAUUUGGCAAUAAACCACCAAUCUGUGGAGAUUUCAACAAGUCCAGGUCCGAAAUGACCAGCUUGGUAAGAUUCAGUCUUCUCCUCGCUUUGUCAGUUUCUACGGUGCACGUGCUUUGGUGUUAUCCACUACCGUCUUCUCAGGUCGCCAGAAGACCAGACUGUUUCCUCCUGCUGCAGGGCAGCUGUCCCUCCAGGCUGGACGCGAGCCGAGGUCGAGGGCUGCUCAAGCCGCUCUUGGAGACGACGGCCGUGAGGAGGUCUUUCCGAAAUGGUGUGGGUGCAGGGACGAAAAAAACUUCCUUUCGAAGAGCCAAGUCAUGAAUACGUGUGCAAAGGACUCUGGGAAUUGAUCUGAAACUCUGUAGAGUGUAACUAA